Molecule: messenger RNA, 2178 nt
Organism: Mucor velutinosus
Lineage: Eukaryota; Fungi; Mucoromycota; Mucoromycetes; Mucorales; Mucoraceae
Exons: 4
Coding region: 1-2178 (725 amino acids)
Biological process (GO): telomere maintenance; DNA repair
Molecular function (GO): DNA helicase activity
Source: RefSeq, a predicted model, not a curated record
AUGGGUUCAUCCGCUCAAGAUGAUCACCAGGAUGAGAUCAAAAAGUUUCUUGAUGCAAGAUAUGUCUCGGCAUCUGAAGCCUGUUGGAGAAUCAUGUCUUUCCCUAUGCAUAAGGAAUACCCCUCUACAGAGCGCCUUCGUACACUUCCAGAAACAACCCUGACAGCUUGGUUCAAGUACAAUCUCAAAAAUCCUGAAGACAACGAAGCUAAGCAAACUUUGUAUCCGGACUUCUGUGAAAAGUACGUUUUUCAUAAACAACAGAACCCAAGAGUUUGGAGACCUAGACGUUCAGGUUUUGGUGGAGCCAUUGGCAGAGUCUACGCUGUAUCUCCAAAAGAUAUUGAAAAGUAUCAUUUAAGAAUCCUAUUGUAUCGAAUUCCAGGAGCAACAUCCUUUACCUACAUGCAAACGUACAAUGGCCGUGUCUAUCCGUCUUAUCAGGCUACUGCCAGAUUGAAUCACAGACUGCAUCUAGCCGAGGACUAUCUGUAUCGUAGGCAACAAAAGGCAAGAGCUCUGAAUCAACCUGUUCCCACUGAAAUAACAACAGAUGAGAUGUAUGGCCACUGCCUUCUUGAUUUGAAUCAAAUUUUGGUUGCCAACCAAUUUGAUUUGAAAACUAUGGAUGGUUUCAAGAACGUUUUCCCUACUGUUGAUACCAGGGAUAAUCAUGCUUACCCUGAGGACUCUACCCCGCUGGAAAGGAUGCAUGCCACUCUGCUAAUUGAAGCCUUGGAAGCUCCUGACCCAAACUCUUUGCCAUUCAAUCCAAGCCAAUUGAUAGCUUGCAAUGCCAUUCAACGUUGCGCGUUAGCUGACGAAAACUAUGAUGCUGCACAGUCCAAACUGUUUUUUAUUGACGGGCCUGGCGGUACUGGGGAAACUUUCAUCAUCAAUACUUUGUUAGAUGCCGCUCGCAAACAAAAUCAUAUUGCAAUUGCAGUUGCUUCAACAGGAACGGCGGCUCUGCUGCUGAAAGGAGGUCGAACUGCCCACACUACCUUUAAAAUACCUAUCGACACCUCAUCUACAACAAUGUGUGAUUUUACACCAUCCUCUGAAAUAGCUCAAUUCAUCAAGAGAGCAAGGCUGGUUAUAUGGGACGAGUGUUCCAUGAUUCGAAAAGACUUGAUUGAAACUGUAGACAAAACCUUCAAAGACGUGAUGAAAAACAGCUUACCUUUUGGUGGCCGCUUGAUCGUUUUCGCUGGCGAUUUUCGUCAAGUUUUCCCAAUCGUCCCAGGUGCAAGCAAAAAAUUCAAGCUGGAAACUAACAUGCGAGUGCAGCAAGCACUUGAAGACAACAAUCAGGAUUUAGCCAACCAGAUACAACAGUUUUCUAGCUAUUUACUACAAAUUGGUGAACGAAAAGUUAGAACGGUGACAUUACCUAGGGACAUUAUUCCUUCGGAUUUUGUGCGUAUCCCAGAUGAAAUGUAUUUCAAUUCUACCAACUUGCUGGAUUUGCUAGCUGUUGUGUUUCCAAACAUCAACAAUAGCUCAACGAUUGACCAUUAUUUUGCAAAACGUGUUAUAUUAACCCCAAAGAACCAAGAUGUCUCAGUCAUAAACAAUCUGCUACUUGACAACUUGCCGGGAAGAAAGUUCACUUAUUAUUACAGCUAUGAUCAAGUCUGUGAUCCUCAAUUUCGAAUACAGGUGCCUCUCGAGCUUCUCAACUCCAUAGAAUCUGGCUCUCUGCCUCCACAUGAAUUGGUUUUGAGAGUUGGGUCUCCAAUAAUGAUCUUGAGAAACUUAGAUCCUUCAGCUGGAUUAUGCAAUGGAACCAGGCUAAUCGUGAAAUCUUUGGGUGUUAGAAUAAUUGAAGCCACCGUUGCCACAGGGCCAAAAGCAGGUGACGUUGUGUAUAUCCCAAGGAUCAAGUUUAUCACAGAAGCCAACCGAAGAAUUCCCUUCGACUUCAGUUGCACCCAGUUUCCUGUGAGAUUGGCCUUUGCCAUGACUAUAAACAAAUCAUCGCAGGGCCAAACAUUAUCUAACGUUGGAUUAUAUCCUCCCUCUCACGUCUCCUCGCAUGGUCAGUUGUACGUCGCAAUGUCAAAGGUCAGUAAGCCAUCAUCGAUAAGAAUCAUGGUUGAUCCUGAUAUUUCUGUACUGGAAAACGUACCUGGCCACUAUACACACAAUAUAGUAUACUCUGAGGUCUUUCAAUAA